AUGGAAAUCGCUGUCAAUUUAUUUAUAUGUGCACUUUUAAGCGUAAUCGACACUACAAUCGGUGAUAACCUUACCCUUCCCGCGUUCAACGGCACGAGAAGAAUCCUAAGGGGAGUGGAAGCUGGCGACUCGGAGCCGUUCAUGGUGUACCUGAGGCCCGCUCCUAGCGAUGGCGACCCACCACCCGACCCCAACUGGCUAUGUGGUGGAGUGAUCAUCCACGAAAGCUACAUACUCACAUCGGCGGCUUGCAUCGAGAGCAUCAAGCAUUUCUACGUGGUGGCGGGCACGCACAGGUGGAUACCAUUGGGACUGAAUGAUGAGUGCAUCACCAAUGGCGCUAAAAAAGCAGUUUGGAAAUGCGUUCCUAUCCAUUACGAGUUCGACGGCCACCAGUUCGAGAACAUUCGAUGGAUGCUCGACGACAUAGCGGUGGUCAGGGUGGAGGACAGGUUCAACUUCAAACGGCGCAUCGUCGGCUGCGACUUCGUGCCGAAGAAGAUAAAGUUCAACAACAUAAGCCUGGACAUGGAGAGGGCUGGCGUCGAGGGCCUCAUAGCUGGAUGGGGCUCGCAGGAGCAUUUCAGUGACGUCAUCGAGUACGGAAGGGAGAACAUCAACUCCCCAGUGCUGCUGGAAACUAGUGUGAUGCUCAUGAACAAAACGCACUGCAAGAGGUACUGGCCCGAGCGUUACCACUACAUCAUAGAUAGCUCUAUGAUCUGCGCCAAGGACGAGUUCAACUCGGUGGACAUGCGCGCCAUCUGUCACGAUCAAGUGAAAUGCAAGGACUUGUUAAACUCCAAGGAGCGUAUGUCGGAAAGAAGAUCUCGGGUUCUUACAAAUCCAGAGGCCCACAACUCUUUGCACUCGAGAAGAUAUUACUCCGAGUCCGGAGGAUUCUGUGAGAACGACCACGGUGGCCCUCUGGUGGUGGGCCACGGCACCCGAGCCGUGGUAGUGGGCGUCAUAUCCGCGAGUCUGACUGCAAACUACACGCGAAAAUGCCACGGGCCGUUCCUGUUCACCAGCGUGUACAGGAACCGGCUCUUGAUUACUUGCGCCAUCGACAGGGAAAACUCACCAACGUGCCGAAAAUAUCUGCUGCGAACAACAAAUACGCAAAUGAAUGAAACCACUUUCAAAUGGUCAGGACAUCCUGACGGACCAGCAAAAUCCGAGAUUAUAGCGGCUGUAACGAAAAAGGCAACAAGCAGAAGUAAAUUGAGCACGGCAAUUAAUAAUCGUACAAACAAAAACAAAGGGUUAUUAUUUUUAUUCGCUCUAGGCGUUGACAGUAUAAAUGUAACGACGCAGUUACCUGAAAACGUAGCGAAGUUGUUGAACAGUUCGCGAAGGAUCAUCGAAGGAAACGAAGUAGCAGAUGACAGGCCUUACAUGGUGUAUCUAAAAAUGCCUCGGAGUAAUAAUAAGAAGCUAAACUAUCGUAAUUGGUUAUGUGGUGGAGUGAUCGUUCACGAGGAGUACAUUUUGACAUCGGCCGCUUGUAUCCAAGACGCUGAGCAUUUCUACGUAGUUUCGGGUACAUACAGGUAUUCAGUGGAAGAUGACAGAUUCACCAAUGCUUGCAUUAAAAACGGAGCUAAGAAGGCUGUAUGGAAAUGUGUUCCUAAAAACUACAUGUUCGAUGGACACGAAAACGACAACAUCAGGUGGAUGAACAAUGACAUAGCUGUUGUUAAAAUCGACGAAGGGUUCGACUUCACGAGGCGGGUCAAGGGCUGCGAGUUUAUCCCGAAACCGAUAUGCUACAACAAUCAGAGCAAAACCUUAGAGAAUCCCGGCACGAUUGUCAGCAUAGCCGGUUGGGGCACUACGUCCAGAUAUAACGACUGGGUGCAGCGUAGAAAGGAAAACCAGCAGAACCUUCUAGAAGCACACGUGGAGAUUAUAUCAAAAACGAAAUGUAAACGAAGAUGGGGCUCUCGGUAUCACAAUAUCAUUGACAAUUACAUGAUUUGCUCUAAAGACCUUGGUAGUUCGAUGUCGGAGAUUUGUAAUGAUAAGUACGUCGACUGCCAAGAUAUAGAUUACUCUACGGAGGACGACGGGAGGAGGAAUGUCCACGUGACCGAUAGGAUCCCGAAGAAUCUCGUCAUGCAUUCAGCAUAUCAUAAUGAAUCAGCAGACAAUGGAACCGUUGAAAGGAAAAAUUUUGAUAGUUCGCAAUUACAAGGUGGAUUUUGUGAAAACGACCAUGGCGGUCCCAUGGUAUACGGAAGGGGUGGAAACGCCAUAGUUAUUGGCAUCAUAUCAGCCUGUCUCGUUAAAGAGAGGACCAACAAGUGCUAUGGACCUUUCCUUUACACAAGCAUCUAUAAGAACAGACAGUUUAUUUCGUGCGCCAUCUACAAGGAUGCUGAACCGAAAUGUAGACGACAGUUCAGAGCGGGAGAGACAUAUGAAGAAAAAGUCAUUUCGUGGAAGAAUCAUCCCGAUGGCCCAGCUAAGAACGAAUUGGAUGCUAAUAACAAAGUGUUUUCCCAAAAAGGUAUGGUAAUGCCUGCGCAAAGUUAUUUUACGACAGAAGCGAUCAGCGGAUCA
Iphiclides podalirius (scarce swallowtail) is the source of this 2565-nucleotide messenger RNA. The record is from the annotation of a GenBank genome assembly. Lineage: Eukaryota; Metazoa; Arthropoda; Insecta; Lepidoptera; Papilionidae.